UCCAAAGUAAGUACGCCCUAGGGUUUGGAGCUGCGAGCGAAUUGCUACUAUGGCGUCGAGGCGGGCGCUGGGGCAGCUCCUCCGUGCGGCAUCGAGGAAAUCUUCGUCCCAGCGAGCGAGGUGCCUGUCUUCGCUCUCCUUUUCUUCAGCGCUCCUCCCGGCAUCGAGGAGGGCAACUGGGGAUUCGUCUUUCAGUAGCGAUGGCCAUGGCCUGGGCACUAGGACCUACGCCACAGCGGCGGCCGUGAAGAAGGAUCCGGAAGCCCUGGGCUACAUUGCUCAGGUGAUUGGCGCCGUGGUGGAUGUCAAGUUUGACAAGGAGCUGCCAUCGAUUUUGAACGCUCUCGAGGUCCAGGAUCACUCCUUUCGCGUCGUGCUCGAGGUCGCCCAGCAUCUGGGCGAUAUGACCGUCAGGACGAUCGCCAUGGACACUACCGAUGGGCUCGUGAGGGGGCAGAAGGUCUUGAACACCGGAGCUCCCAUCACUAUUCCCGUUGGGAGGUGCACGCUCGGCAGGAUCAUGAACGUGAUUGGAGAGCCUAUCGAUGAAAUUGGGGAUUUUGUCACUGACCAUUAUCUCCCAAUCCAUAGAGAGGCUCCAGUCUUCACUGAGCAGUCCACAGAACAGGAAGUUUUGGUGACGGGAAUCAAGGUGGUGGAUCUUCUUGCACCAUACCAACGAGGUGGGAAAAUCGGACUUUUCGGGGGUGCUGGUGUCGGGAAGACAGUGCUGAUUAUGGAGCUUAUUAACAAUAUUGCUAAGGCUCACGGUGGUUAUUCUGUGUUUGCUGGUGUCGGGGAACGCACUCGUGAAGGAAACGAUCUCUACAAAGAAAUGAUUGAAAGUGGUGUCAUCAAGCUGGGUGACAAGCAAAACGAAAGCAAGUGCGCACUGGUGUACGGGCAGAUGAAUGAGCCCCCGGGUGCUCGUGCUCGCGUUGGCCUCACAGGAUUAACAGUGGCAGAGUAUUUCCGUGAUGCAGAAGGCCAGGACGUGCUACUGUUUAUUGAUAACAUUUUCCGUUUCACUCAGGCAAACUCGGAAGUGUCUGCUCUGCUGGGACGAAUUCCUUCUGCUGUCGGAUAUCAACCCACUCUGGCAACAGAUCUUGGGGGUUUACAAGAAAGAAUCACGACUACUAAGAAGGGAUCCAUCACCUCAGUGCAAGCCAUCUACGUGCCUGCUGAUGAUCUAACAGAUCCUGCUCCAGCGACGACUUUCGCUCAUCUUGAUGCAACUACUGUGCUUUCACGCCAGAUUUCCGAGCUUGGUAUCUAUCCGGCCGUGGAUCCUCUUGACUCAACCUCUCGUAUGCUGUCUCCUCGUGUCAUUGGAGGAGAUCAUUACCAGUGCGCUCGUGACGUCCAAAAGGUGUUGCAGAGCUACAAGAACUUACAGGAUAUCAUCGCCAUUCUGGGAAUGGACGAGCUCAGCGAAGACGACAAGCUCACCGUGGCUCGGGCUCGGAAGAUGCAACGUUUCCUGAGCCAGCCUUUCCAUGUCGCGGAGGUUUUCACAGGCUCCCCUGGAAAGUACGUGGACUUGAAGGAGAACGUCGCGAGUUUUCGGGGUGUUUUGGAUGGCAAGUACGAUGAUUUGCCAGAGCAAUCUUUCUACAUGGUUGGAGGAAUCGAUGAAGUGGUCGCAAAGGCUGCUAACUUGGCUAAGGUUUCCAAGGAGAAGUAAGCAAGUGACAAAGGAGGCGGCUGCUGGAACUCGGUGACGAUGAUGAACAAAGAAGUUUUUUUGGUGCUUCUAAGAACUUUGAGCUCGGGGAUUUUGGCCGCGAGCUCUAAAACUCCAGAACUCUUGUUGCUGGUUACCUUGUGAACGGUUUUUGGGGUAUUCCAAAUAAUGGUAACAAUAACCCGAGAGA
Molecule: messenger RNA, 1877 nt
Organism: Selaginella moellendorffii
Lineage: Eukaryota; Viridiplantae; Streptophyta; Lycopodiopsida; Selaginellales; Selaginellaceae
Product: ATP synthase subunit beta, mitochondrial
Exons: 9
Coding region: 50-1687 (545 amino acids)
Biological process (GO): proton motive force-driven mitochondrial ATP synthesis; proton transmembrane transport
Molecular function (GO): ATP binding; proton-transporting ATP synthase activity, rotational mechanism; ATP hydrolysis activity
Source: RefSeq, a predicted model, not a curated record